AUGUCUUUGCUUGUUUUGCCGGGUUUUUCACAUCACUUCGACAGUAUUUCUGUCAUUUUGCGACGCCCGGCUUAUAACAAGUGGAGGAAGAUCCAAGAAUCCCACCUGAGUUACACAGACAGACAACUUGGUAGAACCACUGACCUACCGCAAGCCAGCCGGUGGCUUCCUCACAUAAGGAUAUUCACUCCUUUUGGGAUUCACACCCACAGCAGUGAGGGGCUAGAGAUUAUGAGUCAGAAUGAUGAGAUGCAGGAGAGGUCUCCAAGUGAUGAUUCCCAGCAAGGGUACCAGUCGCCAAAUGCUGUAACAUCCAAUACUGACAGACAGCUCAGGCUGAGGCAGAAUGAUAAGCUGCAGUUGAGGUCGCCCAUUAAACAUUGCCAGCAAUGGUACCAUAUCAACACACAGCUCAAUUGGCCAAAUGAUGAAAUGGUGAGGUCGUCCAGUGGUGAUGAAUGUGAUGAUGGUCAGCUAGGGUACCAGUCGUUGGUAGUUCUACAACCCCACCCCGACAUACAUCAAAGUGAUUUUAUCGUGAAGCCAACCCUCAGCCAGCGUAUUCAUUAUGUGGUAUACGUGAUGGACGCUACUACAGUGGAGGACAUGUCCGCCAACAUGGCAGACAAACUCAGCAGGCUCAGAAAGCUCGGAAACCAGAAAGAAAUUCCACAAGCUGUCCUUUUGACCAAAAUCGAUCUUGUUGAUACGGUAGUGGCGGGAAAUCCCUCGAGCGUGUUUACAAACGGCAACGUGGAGAACAAGGUGCGAGCUGCUUCUGAACUAUUCGGUCUACCCAGAAACCACGUACUUCCCGUCAAGAAUUACGAGGAUGAGAUGAUGCUAGAAGAUGGCGUCAACAUUCUGGCUCUGUUGGCCCUCCGCCAGGUGCUGUACUUCGCCGAGGACUUCCUGGAGUCGUGUCACGUGUCUGAUGAGGGCCGGAAGGCGAUAGGGAGCGAUACCGAGAACGCUUCAGAGGCCUUCUGA
Messenger RNA from Mya arenaria, 990 nucleotides. RefSeq lists its product as uncharacterized. The record is from RefSeq and is a predicted model, not a curated record. Lineage: Eukaryota; Metazoa; Mollusca; Bivalvia; Myida; Myidae. The transcript has 6 exons. Bases 1 to 990 code for a protein of 329 amino acids.